ACGUUAAUAUUCCAAUUGUUAUCAUAAAUAAAUGGGGCCGGGCCGGGCAGGCCCGUGGAAAUGCUGCACAAAGGAAUUAGUGAGUUAGUGAUACUGAAACUUGGGAUAAGAAGAUGAAGAUUAUGGUAGCUUCUUUGGCGCUGUCUCUGACUGUGACUGUGAAUGUGAACCCUCCAAGCUCUCUUCUUCAUCUUCUUCCUUUGCUUUCUUCUUCUUCUUCUUCUUCUUCUUCUGCAACUGCAAGUGGCGUUAGAUUCAAGCAUUCCUUAGUAGUUGAAAAGGCGGAGAGAAGAUUAGCUUCAACUUCAAAGCACAUUUGCAGAGCAGCAGCAACCGAGUACAAAUUUCCCGAUCCUAUUCCUGAAUUUGCCGAUGCUGAGACCGAAAAGUUCAGGAACCAUCUCCUCACCAAGCUCUCCAAGAGAGAUAUAUAUGGAGAUUCUGUCGAUCAAGUUGUCCGAAUCUGCACUGAGAUAUUUAGUACUUUCUUACACACCGAGUAUGGUGGUCCUGGGACACUCUUGGUCCUUCCUUUCAUUGAUAUGGCCGAUACUGUGAAUGAACGGGGAUUGCCUGGUGGACCGCAAGCUGCACGCGCUGCUGUUAAAUGGGCACAAAAACAUGUUGACAAGGAUUGGAAUGAGUGGACUGGUGGCGAUGACGAGUAGCAGAAGAACUUCCUCUUCUUAGAAUAAUGUUUUUAUCUUUUCAGAUGUUCCAGAGUUGAUCGAGCAGUUUUGAUACCUUGAAAGUUUUUUUCAAUCUGAUGAAUGAGUGCGUUGGUAGAAACAUAGAAUGUGAAAUUUGAGUAGCUUCUUCUUGUAAUUUUUAAUAGUUGGGAGGAUAUAUAUGUAGCGUCUUUUAUGAGGUUGGGAGUGGAGUGGAGGAUACCAAAUGUAUGAAGGGCACCAAAUGGAUUUUAGUAUCAAUCAGAAGCCGUUGUUCUUAGAACUUGUUUUAA
This is a messenger RNA of Ziziphus jujuba (common jujube), 961 nucleotides long. RefSeq names its product protein PLASTID REDOX INSENSITIVE 2, chloroplastic. The record is from RefSeq and is a predicted model, not a curated record. Gene Ontology annotation, biological process: regulation of gene expression. The coding region runs from base 114 to 668 and encodes 184 amino acids. The transcript is spliced from 3 exons. Lineage: Eukaryota; Viridiplantae; Streptophyta; Magnoliopsida; Rosales; Rhamnaceae.